Molecule: messenger RNA, 189 nt
Organism: Ostertagia ostertagi
Lineage: Eukaryota; Metazoa; Nematoda; Chromadorea; Rhabditida; Trichostrongylidae
Source: the annotation of a GenBank genome assembly
AUGCAGAUGAUUUGGUCAACCACAAAUAGUCUCGGCUGUGCUGUUGGGAGAUGCGGCAAGUCAUACUUUGUAGUAUGUCGCUACUCGCCAGUAGGGAACGUGGUGGAUCAUGUCGUUUACAAAAAAGGAAACCCGUGCACACAAUGUCUUGGAUCGGGAUGUGAUCGAGCCAUGGGACUGUGCUUGUGA